AUGACAUCUUUGAGAUUUGCAAUGGAUGUUAAACUACCCUAUUUGUCUGGUUUUCGGGUCAAGAUGGUGGAUAAAUGGUUCUUGGAUUUUGGGUUGUGGACUGUUGAAGAAUCCAUUUUGAAGUGGAAUGAUUUCCUUAAAGAAAACCAAACUGUUGACAUGUCGUCUUCUUCUUUUUUUCCAUUUGAUGUGUCAGAAAUUCCAUUUGUUCCUCAAUGUUUAUCUAAUCAAGAUUCAGACGAAUCUGAUGAUGUUUCUUGUGAGUUUGACAAGAUCGAGUUUCCGGUAAACAAUAUGAAGUUAAUCGCCUCCUUAUCCUCCCCUCUACUUCCUGGUAAGUUGUAG
Molecule: messenger RNA, 345 nt
Organism: Lactuca virosa
Lineage: Eukaryota; Viridiplantae; Streptophyta; Magnoliopsida; Asterales; Asteraceae
Source: the annotation of a GenBank genome assembly